This is a messenger RNA of Apis laboriosa (Himalayan honeybee), 3184 nucleotides long. It is a transcript of the gene hfp, whose product is annotated as poly(U)-binding-splicing factor half pint. Bases 1187 to 3019 code for a protein of 610 amino acids. The transcript has 11 exons. Gene Ontology annotation, cellular component: catalytic step 2 spliceosome; precatalytic spliceosome. Gene Ontology annotation, molecular function: RNA binding. Lineage: Eukaryota; Metazoa; Arthropoda; Insecta; Hymenoptera; Apidae. The record is from RefSeq and is a predicted model, not a curated record. Gene Ontology annotation, biological process: alternative mRNA splicing, via spliceosome; mRNA splice site recognition; regulation of alternative mRNA splicing, via spliceosome.
GUUGAGAUUUAGUUAGUGAAGUACAUGUAAAAAAAGUAUUAAUCACAAUAUAUUGAGUUACGAGGGAUAAUGAACGGAGCAAUGGCCAUGGCACCAACAUCCCAGAAUAAUGUGGAACCUCCUAGCAAGAAACCUAGAGUUGAAGAUGUUACAGCGGAGAGACAGUACAGAAUCUGUGGCCUACGACUGAGCUGUGAUCAUGAGCGUGUGCCAAACAAAGAAAGAGAACGCUACAUUCGUUGAACAGAACAAAUCAGAGUUUUGCAAACUCCUACUGACACAGCAUCUAUUGUCGAGUACCAAAUAUGAUGCGUAUUUUAGAUAGAUUUGUGCGUCGCCUCAAUCUCGGAUAGUUUGCGCACAACCAUCAUUGCUCAGCCCAGAACACGGUUAGCUGUUAAUCAAACAAUCGAACAAAGCUAAUAGUAUUAAUUCGAGAAACAGCAAAAAUCAUAAAAGAGAGAAAGAAACGUUUCAACGUGUUCUGAUUUCUGUUUCAGAGACUAGCAGACCAAAUUGGUUAUGAUCAUACGAAACCUAAUCUAGUUAUUGGUAGUCUUUUUUUGGGGCUGAUAGUGUAAAUUGUAAUAAAAUUUAAAUGAAGUUAACCGAACAGUUGCAAUAAUUUCUCUUAAAUUUUGAUAUAUUUAGCAUAAUUUUGACGUUAUUUCUCUUCUAAGAUGUAAAAUAAUUUUAUUUUGAUGGCGUAAAAGAAAAGAAAGGAAUGCAUUUCUUUCAAAAUAUAUUUAUAUAUGAAUGAAUAUGUACAUUUAUGUAAUUUUGAACAUACAUUACUUUAUAUAAGUAACGUUAUUGUUCUUAAUUGUUUUAAUUUCUUUGAACUUACAGUUUGGAGGACGAUUCUACUGCAGUGGGAAUUGCUGUACGACAUCGUUACUUUUUGCGUCUCUUUUUAAGUCAUUUCUUUCACUCUUUGCCCAUAUUAAAAACUAUAAAAAUAUAUAAAACUUGUGUUUAUUAAAAUUUUACAGUAUACUUAUACACCAAAUAUUAAAUAUUCUUAAAUUAAAUAUUAUAUAUAUGAAUAUUUCAAAUUAUGCUUAAUCUUAAAAAAUAAUACUAGAAAAGAAAGAUAUUAGAAAUUGAAUUUGUACAUUUUAUAAAAUUAUUAACAGUUAUAGUACCUCUAUCAUCGCAAAAUAAAUUUUAAAAAAAUGGAAAAAGUAUGGAAGAAAAAAAAAAUAAAAAACAAAUGUUGAGAUAUUCUUCAAAAAAUUCUUAUGUGUGUGUGAUGGUGGAAGUACUAAAUAUAGAUUUCAUAUUUUAUUUUUAUCUAAUGCUAAUUUUUUUCGUAGGAAAUGCAUCAGAGUUCUUGCCAGGCCCUAUAUAUGAUCUUAAUCAAAUUAAACAAGUUGUUGCUGGACCUGGAGCUAAAUAUCUUACAUUGCCUGGCAUUCUAGGUGCAGGUCUUCCAAAAAUUACAUCUGAACAACAGGAUACAGUAAAUAGAGCAAAAAAAUAUGCAAUGGAACAAAGCAUCAAAAUGGUUUUAAUGAAGCAGACACUCGCUCAUCAACAACAGCAAAUGGCUAGUCAACGGAAUCAGGUGCAGAGACAGCAGGCUCUCGCCCUCAUGUGCAGGGUAUAUGUGGGCAGCAUCAGUUUUGAAUUAAAAGAGGAUACGAUUAGGCAAGCUUUUUUGCCUUUUGGUCCUAUAAAAUCAAUCAACAUGUCUUGGGAUCCAGUUACGCAGAAGCACAAAGGAUUUGCAUUCGUCGAAUACGAGAUACCUGAAGCAGCACAACUUGCUUUGGAACAAAUGAAUGGUGUCAUGAUUGGUGGACGUAACAUCAAGGUUGUGGGACGUCCGUCGAAUAUGCCUCAAGCUCAAUCCGUUAUAGAUGAAAUUACUGAAGAAAGUAAACAUUAUAAUCGAAUUUAUAUUGCAUCAAUUCAUCAAGAUUUAACAGAGGAUGAUAUUAAAUCUGUGUUUGAAGCGUUUGGACCGAUUACAUAUUGUAAAUUGGCACAAGGAAGCUCACCACAUCGACAUAAAGGUUAUGGUUUUAUCGAAUAUGAAACAAUGCAGGCUGCUUUGGAAGCUAUUGCAUCAAUGAAUUUAUUUGACUUGGGUGGGCAGUACUUACGAGUAGGCAGGGCUAUUACGCCACCAAAUGCUCUUAUGGGUCCGCCAAGUGGAACUAGCAUGAUGCCUACUGCUGCAGCAGUUGCAGCUGCAGCUGCAACUGCAAAAAUUCAAGCGAUGGAUGCGGUAGCCAGUAAUGCAGUUGCUCUUGGUUUGACUAAGCUUGGAGCAGCUGCACCACCGAUUUUAAAUCAAGCUUUACCUGGGAUAGUAAGACCCACUAUUGCUCCUGCAACAAUGAUGGCACCGCCAACUAUAGCAACAGUAGCACCUGUUAUACCUCCUCCUGGUAUAGCUAUACCGCAAACAUUAACUCGACCUCCUGCAAUAAUUCAACCAAUACCUGGACAACCAGUUGUGAUACCACCUCCAGCUGUUGUAGCACCUACAAUAGUAGGAACACCAGUUAUACCAGUUACAACUACAACAAAUUCUGAUAUUAUGAGACGAGCACAAGAGCAAGCAGCUCAUCAGAAACAACAAGAAGAAUUACAAAAAAAAUUGUUAGAGGAAACAGAACCGCAAACAUUACAGCAACAAGAAAAUAUGUCAAUCAAAGGACAAAGUGCGCGUCAUCUUGUUAUGCAAAAACUUAUGCGCAAAGUUGAAUCUCGCGUUGUCAUUUUACGAAAUAUGGUAGCUCCAGAAGAUGUGGAUGAAAGUUUACAAGAAGAAAUUCAAGAUGAAUGUUCUAAAUUUGGAGUUGUCGAAAGAGUUAUUAUUUAUAAUGAGCGACAAUCUGAAGACGACGAAGAUGCAGAAGUUAUCGUAAAAAUUUUUGUUGAAUUUUCUCAAAUGAGUGAGGCAGAACGCGCAAGAGAUUCUUUGAAUGGUCGUUACUUUGGUGGACGAUUAGUGAAAGGAGAAUUAUACGAUCAAGCUUUAUUUGAUAAUAGUGACUUUUCAGGUUGAUUACAAAAUACUAUCACAUCAUGUGUUGAAUUCCAUCAGUUUCAUUUAAACAAAAGAAUUUACUUACUGUUCAGUGAUAUUCCAUGUUGUCUACAUCGGAAAUACUUCUUAUACAAUGUAAACAAUUAUAAUCUAUCUUCUGAUUAAAAAAAGUCUAGGUUUUAA